CGAAUACAUACGUCAGCAGAUAAGACGUGCUCAGUCGCACGAGUGGGACUGAAAAAUGUAUACUCAAGAGGAAAAACUGGAGAAGAAGUAGGGAAAAAUGUAAUCCAUUGCAGGUUUUGCAAGAACUUUGAGAAACCCCAAAAGAGAAAGGUGCCAGUGCCAGUGCCAGUAACAAUAACAGUGCCAGCCGGAAGCCCCGAACAAAGGCAACCCACUUACAACACGAGUAAGUGGAACCUAGUCGAAGCAGCAGCAGCAACCCCCAAAACGGACAAAAGGAACAACCCCCCAAAACCCCAACUCCAACUACAACCGCUAUAUGAUUAUCGUGCUGUUGUUGCUGUUCCAAUCGCUCUGCCUCUACUGCCAACGUCUGGUGCUGCACAUCCACGAUCGAUGUUUCCCCCGCAACGUACGCCUCUUGCAGGAGGUGGCCGAAACGGUCGGCGAUCGUAAAGCCCAACAGCAUCUGGAGCAGCAGGAGCUGGAGCAGACCAAGCGCCGCCAGAAGCGCCGCAUCCUCGAGCCCAUCCUCCCCCUUGGAGCUGGCGUUAACUCCGAAGCCUGUCGCUUCUGUGCCCAUAGCCCACAGGGCUACUGCCGUCAUCACUUCCACCUGCAGGAGCUGCAGCUCCACCAGCAGCGGAACUCGUCCCGAAUUGGCGGCGACCAGGACUACAAGCAGCUGCGUCGCAUCAAGCGCGAGCUAAAGCGGAGUCUGGGACAAAGGCAGCCACAGCUGAGGAGCUAUCGACCACUGCUGUCCGGCAGUCCCAGCUGCAGCUCCCUAAGCAGUGGCUACGGUUCGAUCAGCACCUGCAGUACCUACGCCGACGAGGAGGAGGAGGCGGAGGAGGAGGAGCAACACGACGAGUCAGUCGAAGUGCCAGGUAACCUGGUAACUACUCACUUGUAGCCCUCUCCAGCAGAUCUUGGGAAA
Molecule: messenger RNA, 940 nt
Organism: Drosophila persimilis
Lineage: Eukaryota; Metazoa; Arthropoda; Insecta; Diptera; Drosophilidae
Exons: 1
Coding region: 320-916 (198 amino acids)
Source: RefSeq, a predicted model, not a curated record